This is a messenger RNA of Oryzias latipes (Japanese medaka), 1653 nucleotides long. Lineage: Eukaryota; Metazoa; Chordata; Actinopteri; Beloniformes; Adrianichthyidae. The record is from RefSeq and is a predicted model, not a curated record.
AUGAGAACAGAGAGAACAAACGUUUUGGUCCUUCAGGAACUCCUCAGAUGCUGCAGAACUUCAGAUUCCAGGAGAAGCUUCAGAGACGACAGCAGACAAGUUCCUCCUGCAGGAGUCCACGAAAACGGCCACGAAGACGACCACGAAGACGACCACGAAGACGACCAGAAAGACGACCACGAAGAGGACCACGAAGAUGACCAGGAAGACGACCAGGAAGACGACCACGAAGACGACCACGAAGACGACCACGAAGACGACCAGGAAGACGACCAGGAAGACGACCAGGAAGACGACCAGGAAGACGACCAGGAAGACGACCACAAGGACGACCACGAAGACGACCAGGAAGAUGACCACGAAGACGACCACGAAGACGACCACGAAGACGACCAGGAAGACGACCAGGAAGACGACCAGGAAGACGACCAGGAAGACGACCAGGAAGACGACCACAAGGACGACCACGAAGACGACCAGGAAGAUGACCACGAAGACGACCACGAAGACGACCAGGAAGAUGACCAUGAAGACGACCACGAAGACGACCAGGAAGAUGACCAUGAAGACGACCAGGAAGACGACCACAAAGACGACCAGGAAGACGAACACGAAGACGACCAGGAAGACGACCACGAAGACGACCACAAGGACGACCACGAAGACGACCAGGAAGAUGACCACGAAGACGACCACGAAGACGACCAGGAAGAUGACCACGAAGACGACCACAAAGACGACCAGGAAGACGAACACGAAGACGACCAGGAAGACGACCACGAAGACGACCACGAAGACGACCAGGAAGAUGACCACGAAGACGACCACGAAGACGACCAGGAAGACGACCAGGAAGAUGACCACGAAGACGACCACAAGGACGACCACGAAGACGACCAGGAAGAUGACCACGAAGACGACCAGGAAGACGACCAGGAAGAUGACCACGAAGACGACCAGGAAGAUGACCACGAAGACGACCAGGAAGAUGACCACGAAGACGACCAGGAAGACGACCAGGAAGAUGACCACGAAGACGACCAGGAAGACGACCACGAAGACGACCAGGAAGACGACCAGGAAGAUGACCACGAAGACGACCAGGAAGACGACCACGAAGACGACCACGAAGACGACCAGGAAGAUGACCACGAAGACGACCAGGAAGACGACCAGGAAGACGAACACGAAGACGACCAGGAAGACGACCACGAAGACGACCACGAAGACGACCAGGAAGAUGACCACGAAGACGACCACGAAGACGACCACAAAGACGACCAGGAAGACGAACACGAAGACGACCAGGAAGACGACCACGAAGACGACCACAAGGACGACCACGAAGACGACCAGGAAGAUGACCACGAAGACGACCACGAAGACGACCAGGAAGACGACCAGGAAGAUGACCACGAAGACGACCAGGAAGACGACCACGAAGACGACCACGAAGAUGACCAGGAAGAUGACCACGAAGACGACCACAAAGACGACCAGGAAGACGAACACGAAGACGACCAGGAAGACGACCACGAAGACGACCACGAAGACGACCAGGAAGAUGACCACGAAGACGACCACGAAGACGACCAGGAAGACGACCAGGAAGACGGAAAGAUCUGCAGAAACAGACAGACUCUGCUCUUCUGA